AUGAGCAAACUUCCGCUCAUCGAACGGCUUCCCAGCGAUGUCGUCGAAAGCGACGAUUGGCUUUCGAAUGCAUUUCCAAUCGUAGAAGAAGAUAACGGAGCGUUAUCUCCGUUCGAUUUGGCGGAUAUAUUUCCGCAACCAGUAGAAACCAUCCCGAAUACGAAUUCGAAUAAUUUAAUAGCUUUAGCUUCUCCUCAAACGACGACGAAGACGUCGUUAGGGAAGCACGCGUUAGCUUCGGCGGAAGUAGCAGCAGUCACUACCAUAGCCGAGACAACAGCGACUGCAACGAAGAAGACGACUACUAGACCGGUGAAGAAGGUGAAGAAAUCAGUGAGAGAAAAAGCCAGAAGAGAUGCGUUGAACGAUCGAUUCGAGGACCUGUCCAGGUCCUUGCUCGAGAGCGCAGACGACGAGUUGAAGACGGAUAAGUCGUCCAUAGUCACCGCAGCGAGAGAGUGUAUUUUGGGAUUGAGAGAACAAUUAGGAAAAUUAAACGCGUGUUUAGCCGCCGAAAGAAGCGAGUGGGCCAAGACGAAGCAGGAAUUGAUCGCGGAGAAGAUUUUGGUCGAGCAAAAGUUGCAGAACUUUAUGGCCAAGAUGCCCUUUGCGAGCGCUAUUCCAAGCACCGGCGGCUCAAAACAUGCCGCCGCCAACGUUGGUAUCACCGGUACUGUUGUUACCGAAGACACUGAUGGAGAUGCGCCACUUGCACCAAUCUUGGUUGUUAGCACGACUACGGCAGAAGAAGACGCCAAAUGGAGAGCGCCACUCGCGUGA
Molecule: messenger RNA, 780 nt
Organism: Bathycoccus prasinos
Lineage: Eukaryota; Viridiplantae; Chlorophyta; Mamiellophyceae; Mamiellales; Bathycoccaceae
Exons: 1
Coding region: 1-780 (259 amino acids)
Molecular function (GO): protein dimerization activity
Source: RefSeq, a predicted model, not a curated record